ACUCAGUCUCACCUUGUGAUGUAAAACCACGACCAGCGGUUGCCGCGUGGACUCUCUCUCUCUCUCUCUCUCUCUUUCUCUUUCUCUCUUCGUUUCUUCGUAGUUUCCUCCGAACUCGAAACCCCUUCUCUGUAAUUGCUGGAUUCUCUGCAGAAACCCUAACCAAAUUCGACCUUGUCUCGUUUCAUUUCGGAGCUGCUUACUUCAAUUUCAAAGAAGAUCGGUAUAGUUCCGAUUUGUAGCAGGCGAAUCGAAUCGAAUCGGAUCAUCGACCAUGUUUUCUCGGAUUUUCGGCAAACCCAAGCAAGAGACUAAUGCUCUUGCCACUAUAGACAAGUUAAACGAGACGCUUGAAAUGCUUGAAAAGAAGGAGAAAGUACUCCAGAAGAAGGCUUCUGCAGAAGUUGAAAAGGCCAAAGAAUUCACCAAGGCAAAGAACAAGAGAGCGGCUAUACAAUGUUUGAAGAGGAAGAGGCUCUAUGAACAGCAAAUAGAGCAGCUUGGAAAUUUCCAAUUACGCAUCCAUGACCAGAUGAUAUUGUUAGAAGGUGCAAAAGCUACAACAGAGACUGUGGAUGCAUUGAGAACUGGUGCAUCCGCAAUGAAAUCAAUGCAAAAGGCAACGAAUAUUGAUGAUGUGGACAAGACUAUGGAUGAAAUAAAUGAGCAGACAGAAAACAUGAAACAGAUACAGGAAGCAUUGGCCGCACCCAUUGGCGCAGCAGCCGAUUUUGAUGAGGAUGAAUUGGAGGCAGAACUCGAAGAACUGGAAGGUGCUGAGUUGGAGGAGCAGCUCCUGCAACCUGCAACAACAGCUCCGGCAGCACCGGUACAAGUACCAGCAGGCAGGCAACCAGUCCGUGCUCCCCCUCGGAAGCCCACAGCUGAGGAAGAUGAACUUGCUGCAUUACAGGCAGAAAUGGCUCUUUGAGCAGGUUGUUUUUCUUCUUAUUUGUAAUUUGGUCUCCCAUUGUGCUGUGUGGCAUCCAAAGCUCCCACCUUUAUAUAUUGAUGUAGUAUUGUUGAAGCCUAUAAUAUAUCAAUUGACCAAGUCUAGGGCUGUGAACCACCGGUCUGGAACCUCUCCAGCUAGAGCUUUACGCUACAGUUAUGUUCAGUGUCUAUUAUGAGGCCAUCUGCUUUAAAUAUAAUCUUCCACUAGAAAAAAGAAAAAAAAAAACCGUUUAAACUUGUAACAACACUGUAUUUUAGUAGUUGGCAUUAUUAUAUUACAAUUUGCCGGUAUUUAGUGAAGAGAUUAUGUAACAAAUUGUGAUGUAUAUUGCUGCUGCUUUCAACCU
Molecule: messenger RNA, 1301 nt
Organism: Diospyros lotus (date-plum)
Lineage: Eukaryota; Viridiplantae; Streptophyta; Magnoliopsida; Ericales; Ebenaceae
Product: vacuolar protein sorting-associated protein 32 homolog 2-like
Exons: 7
Coding region: 275-931 (218 amino acids)
Biological process (GO): vesicle budding from membrane; late endosome to vacuole transport via multivesicular body sorting pathway
Cellular component (GO): cytoplasmic side of plasma membrane; multivesicular body; ESCRT III complex
Source: RefSeq, a predicted model, not a curated record